AGAAGACGUCAAGGUGAACAAAAUCAUCGAAGCAGCUCGUAAUCGAAGUUGUCGCUGGAAAAGAGUGAAGCAAACAACAAAAUUUAAAUUUGCUAAAUAAUGUUGAAAAUUUUAUGAAAAUCUUAUUGAAAAUUAAUUAAUAACAAUUGCUAUAGUUGUGUUUGAAUAGUGUUAAGCUUGAAAUGUCUUCAAAUCAACGACAAUUCGCUCAAAAACUAUCAAAGCAACAAGCUUCGGAAGUGCGAAAGAACGUCGUAAGCUGUGGCUUGACUACAAAACCAGCGGAUGUUGCGUCUUUAUGUUCAUCUACGAUUUGCCUAACUGAACCGGUAGAGCCAUUGGACUAUGAAGAAUUUUUAUUGCAACAUUCGAAUGUUUUAAAUCGAGACCCACUGAGACAGAUAUUGGAAUUCCCACCGGGAGAUGUUUCGGUGAAGACAAUACCCAGGAAAAUUCGUACUGUGGAACACAUUGUGCCAAAAGAAAAUAUAACUGAACUACCUCCCCAUGUCCAGGAAUGCGUGAAUUGUUUCACGAGACCAUGGAAAACCGUGGAAUACUCCCAACGUCAUUUCUCGAGUUCUUGUUGUACCCGAGAACGUGUCGAUCGUGGUACUUUGAGUCCAACAAAUUUCCAACAAGAAUUCGAAAUCGACAAAGAUUUCGCCUCCUUCGAUGAUGGCUUCACCGACAAGAGUGACAGUUGCACGCCAAGCAGUCGUCAAUCCAUUGCCAGCCUCUCUUCGGUUUCAUCCUGCACUGAUACCCUCACACCUCGCGGAUCAUGGGCUAGUUUCGAUUUACGUCGUUCAGUCAAUGAUCCACUCAUACCAAAUCUCCUCGAUGAUCUACCUCCAGAAAGUAUUGACCAAGCCAACGAAACACGUCGUCAAGAAGAUCGACAAGAAUCUCUAUUUAGUUUAUAUCCUGAAGCUGAUCCAGAUGAUCUCAUCGAACGUCGAUUGCCAGCUGAAAAACCAAUCGAACAUCAAGGACAUCGAAUUCAUGUGAAAUGUCUGCAACUUCGAUUGGAGCUUGAAGUUGAACCGAUAUUUGCCUCAAUGGCAAUUUAUGAUGCCAAAGAAAAAAAGAAAAUCUCGGAAAAUUUCUACUUUGACAUGAAUUCGGAUAAUUUGAAGCGAAUGCUGAAUUCCCACGUACAGUACAGCGAUGUCAGCACUCAAAGUCGAACUGGAAUCUUUGAGAUAACCUAUCCGAGUAAUGAUUUGUUCUUAGUUAUUCGGCUGGAGAAAGUUCUGCAGGGUGAUAUUAAGGAUUCAGUUGAACCGUACCUCAAGGACGACAAAGACAAGUACCGAGAUAAGGCAAAAUCAAAUGCAGCCGAUUAUUGUGAGCGUUUGGGAAAGUAUCGUAUGCCUUUUGCCUGGACUGGUAUCUACCUAACGAACGUCUUCAAUGGGGACAAUUUUGAGAGUGAAAAGGAGAACAGCAGCUUGGGUACUGCUUCUAGUUCCAAUAGUUUAGAUCGAAAAUCUUCGACCAGUAGCUUCGAUCAACUUCGACAGAAAGCAAAUGUUAUGAGUGGCACUUUGACGAGAAGAGGUUCUCUCGAACGGAAAAGUGAAAAGCGACGCUCGUGGUCACCGGACGAGUUUGCCAAUAGCAUAGAGACCUUCCGACCAAUUACAAUUACCGUAUCGAGUUUUUUCAAACAGGAAUCUGAUAAAAUGAAAGAUGAAGACUUGUACAAGUUUCUGCCGGAAUUAAAACGUCCAGCAGCGGUAGUGAAGAAAUACAAAUGUAUACCAGGUUCUAUUAAGUUAGAAAUCUCUCCAUGCCCCGAAGAUGUCAAAUGUGCUCUCUCACCGGAAUUGGCCAAAGUUGAACCCUACCCAAAUGACAACACUCGACCGGUCAAGGAAAUUUUGGAAUUCCCCUCAAGUGCCAUUUAUAUUCCCCACUACACCUAUCGUAAUCUUCUGUUUGUAGCUCCGAAGGAGUUGAAUUUCUCAUCUCGAGCUGGUUCGGCUCGAAACAUCGCCGUUCGCAUUCAACUUAUGGCUGGAGAGAAGCAAAAUGAAGCCCUUCGAGCCAUCUUUGCAAAAUCCUCCUGUCCCGAAUACACCUCCGAGGCAUUUACAGCUGUCAAUUAUCACAAUAAAUGUCCAGCUUUCUAUGAUGAGAUUAAAAUCGCUCUUCCAGCGAAUAUCAAACAAAAUCAUCAUCUUCUCUUUACCUUGUACCAUGUGUCGUGUCAGAAGAAACCCCAAGAAAUGCAAACAACAGUUGAAACUCCUGUUGGUUAUACUUGGAUUCCAUUGCUCGAGGAUGGGAAGCUUAAAGUUGGAGAAUUCAAUUUGCCAGUGAUGGUGGAAACACCUCCGGAAAAUUAUUCAUUCAUCCCGCCAAAUGUCCAUUUACCCGGAACCAAGUGGUUGGAUAAUCAUCGUCCGGUGUUUACGGUGAGUAUUGAUGCUGUGACGUCCAUACACACCUUGGACCCUUGUCUUGAUCGAUUCUUCCUUGCGUGUGAGUUUCUCGAGUCGAAGAAAGUCCCUCCACACAUUGGUGAAGGAAACAUGGAAAAAGAAAUGAAAAAAUGUCUUGUCGACAUUGAGAAUGCAGAUCGAGAACCGUUGGUCAAGAAUCUUCCAAUAGUUUUGGAUAAACUCAUUGAAUUGUUGGUCACAACUUAUAAGAUCACUGGACAAACGUUAUCCAUGGGUUCAAAUGUUUUUGAAGUUCUUUGUAUGGUUUCAGAAAAUCUUUCGAUCCUUUCUGAUGACUUGGUCGUUGACCAAUAUGGACGUCAGAGUCUCCUGUCAACUUAUGUGCAAUUUCAAACGAAGAUCCUUCAUCCAUUUAGUAGAAAGAGACGACUGACGUACAGCAGGAGUAAUGCCGAAGAAAUGAUGGUGUCUUCACAUGAUGGGUAUGUAAUGCAUGAACACGGAGGAAGGAGCUUAGAUCGAAAAGAAAUAUCAGCAGAAAUCUCUCCCUCGUACAUCGGUCGUGAUGGACAGAUUCGUUUGUUGCACGAAGAAUUGGCUCUUCAUUGGGUUGUUGCGAGUGGCAAUGCAGCCGAAAUGGCCAUGAAAAACUCUUGGUUCCUCUUCGAACUUAUGGUCAAAUCGAUGAUUGAACAUUUGGAUCUUACGCGGGCUUUGACAGCUCCUCGAAAAAGUCGUUUUCCACAUCAAUUCACAGACGAUAUAUCGACAUUAAUUCAUUUGGUUACAACCAAAGUAGUUGGUUAUCAUAAUAUCGAUCAGAAAUUGGCACAGUCUCUCAAUGCCAGUUUGGGUUUCUUCAUAUUUGAUUUAUUCAACAUAAUGGAUAGGGGUUUUGUUUUCGGGUUGAUAAAAACCUAUUACAAAGUUUUGAUUUCAAAGAAUUCAUCGAUUCCUGAUUUGAUGCAUUAUAAAGUGGAUUUCCUGAGAAUUGUGUGCAGUCAUGAGCAUUACAUUGCAUUGAAUCUACCAUUUGCUACUCCUUACACGACGGUUCCAACUCCGACAAGUCCAACUCCAAGCACAAACUCAAACAAUAGUCAAAAUUCUUAUGGAUCAAUUGACAAGGCUCUCCAAGCAGACCUAAAUGCUGAAUUCAGGCAGCAGCAUUACCUAGUCGGAUUGGUCUUGAGUGAAUUGGCCACUGUUUUGGAAGUUUCAAAUCCACCACUUCACAGUAAAGCAAUUCGAUGCAUACGUAACUUGAUGACCUCGCAUGAUCUGGACGCUCGAUACAGCGAUUCAGAUGCUAGAGCUCGUGUAGCGUCGUUGUAUAUCCCCCUUCUUGCAAUUGUAAUGGACACCAUUCCUCAGCUUCACCAAUUUCUCACAGACACUCAAGACCGUCUGCACAGCAUUGGACUUCUCGAGGACUACCAAGGACCACAUCAGCCAAUUGCCACAACGACCAUAAGUCCUGAGGUAGCUUAUGCAAUUUCUGGCAGUCGAACGUAUUCAUAUGUCCCCGAUCCUGUGAAGAACAAAUCUCAGUUAAACACUGAAGACACAAGACACCUUCUAGCCUGCUUUAUAUGGGUCAUUAAGAAUUUGGAAAGAACCAUCCUCUAUCGUUGGGUUUUGGGUUUGAGUCCGCAUCGUGUUCAUCAAAUGCUCCAGGUCCUGAACUGGUGUAUUCCAUGUUUUGAAUAUCGGGGACAAAAACGUCUGCCAAUGGUGAAGCGAAACAACACUCAAAGUUUCCGCAAAACUCCCGAUAUGAAGGAGAAGCUGGAAGAGUACAUCCGGGGCACUGGUUCGGCUCGAAAUGAUUUGAUAAAUCGUCGAAAGGAUCGUAAUUCAACUGAGAAACUCCGCUGGCGGAAGGAUCAGAUGCCGUAUAGGUCACAAUUUGCCGAUCUACCGGUCAAGGCUGAGCCAGAAAUCGAAAUAACUCACUGCAUAGAAGGAUCACUGGCCACAGAAUUGAUUCUCGUCACUUUGGAUGCUCUGGAAAUUAUAGUGCAGGUGGCGACAAAUUCAGAAAUCCACCACAAUCUCCUGAGGACCGUUCUGAAGGUUCUUUUACACGCUCUCUCCCGCAAUCAAAGUACACUCUCUCUGCAGAAUCUAUUUGCGUCGCAGCGCUCUUUAAUCUUUAAGUUCCCGAAUUUAUUGUUCGACGAGGAGACCGAUAUUUGUGCAGAUCUGUGUUUGUUGCUUCUGAAGCAUUGUGGAUCAUUGCUACCUGGAAUAAGAUCUCAAGCCGCUGCUUCUCUGUAUCUUCUUAUGAGACAGAAUUUUGAAAUUGGAAAUAACUUUGCACGUGUUAAAAUGCAAGUUACCAUGUCCCUUAGUUCGCUGGUCGGAACAAGCUCCUCCUUCAGCGAGCAGUCCCUUCGCAGAGCAUUGAAAACCAUUCUAGUCUAUGCUGAGUCCGAUAUCGAUCUUCAAGACACGUCUUUUCCAGAGCAAGUUCAAGAUUUACUUUUCAAUUUGCACAUGAUCCUCUCGGAUACUGUAAAAAUGAAAGAAUACCAAGAAGAUCCUGAGAUGUUAUUGGAUCUGAUGCAUCGCAUAGCCAAAGGCUAUCAAAAUAAUCCUGACUUACGAUUGACAUGGCUCGAGAAUAUGGCUAAAAAGCAUCGUGAGCGUGCCAAUCAUACCGAAGCUGCAAUGUGUUAUGUGCACAGUGCUGCUUUGGUUGCCGAAUAUUUGAGUAUGUUAGAGUCACAAACUCAUUUGCCAGUUGGGGCAGUUAGUUUUCAGAAAGUCACACCAAACGCUCUCAUGGAAUCGGCAGUAUCUGAUGAUGUUCUAAGUCCCGGCGAAGAUGGUAUUUGUCUUGGCAAUCAUUUUACUGAGAUCGGACUGAAGGCGUUGUUGGAGGAGGCUGCAAACUCGUUCCAAAUUGCUGGAAUGUACGAAGCAAUGAACGAGGUUUUGAAAAUUCUAAUACCCAUAUGUGAGGCGAAUCGUGAUUUCCAGAAGUUGGGCAAGGUACAUGGUAAACUGCAAGAGGCCUUCAAUAGAAUCGCACAAUUGCAAGGAAAACGUGUCUUUGGCACAUAUUUUCGGGUGGGAUUCUAUGGAACAACAUUUGGAGAUCUCGAUCAACAGGAGUUCAUCUAUAAAGAACCUACUUUGACGAAAUUACCUGAGAUAUUUAGUCGGCUUCAAAGUUUCUAUGCCGAUCGAUUUGGUCCGGAUUCAGUUCAUAUAAUCAAAGAUUCAAAUAAUGUCGAUGUAAACUCGUUGGACCCAGAUAAGGCCUACAUCCAAAUCACUUACGUUGAGCCUUACUUUGAGACUUUCGAAUUACGUCACAGGGAAACAUAUUUCGAGAGGAAUUUUAAUAUAAAGCGUUUUAUAUUUGCAACUCCAUUCACCAAGGGCGGCAAAGCUCAUGGGGAACUUAACGAACAAUGCAAACGCAAAACAAUUCUCACCACCGCCAAUCAUUUCCCCUACGUGAAGACUCGCAUUCAAGUCAUAAGCAGACAACAGAUAAUCUUAGAACCCAUCGAAGUGGCAAUUGAAGAUAUUCAAAAAAAGACAUUAGAAUUAGCUGCGGCGACAAAACAAGAACCCGCAGAUCCAAAAAUUUUACAAAUGGUCCUGCAGGGUUGCAUUGGAACAACAGUCAAUCAAGGACCCAUGGAAAUGGCUACAGUUUUCUUAUCUGGUCUAGCCGAUGGGGUGACCAUACCGACAAAACAUCAAAAUAAGUUACGUUUGUGUUUUAAGGAAUUCGCUAAACGAUGUACGGAUGCAUUGAAGAAAAAUCGUAAUCUCAUUCAAGCCGAUCAGAAAGACUAUCAACGGGAAUUAGAGAGAAAUAAUGAACGUUUCUUGGAACGUUUGUCGCCGUUGAUCACAUUAAGCCCUAGUCAAGCUGUCGGAGCUGUGAACGCCAACAGUUACGUCAGCAAAAGUACACCAUUAAGAUGUGUUUCAGAUUAUUUUAAGUAAAACUUAUAAUUCAUAAAUAAAUAUAAUAAAUUAUACUCAAUUUUCGAUUUAUUUAAAAUAUGCAAUAGAAAUUCUAUUCUAUUACUCGAAAUGAAAUUAUUUUUAAACUUAGAAAUUUAAUACGUGUGUAGUGUUUAGCGAAUUUUGUUCUAAUUAAUUUGUAGUUAAUAAUAAAUAUAUGUAUUUCUUAAUUUUAUUAUUUAAUGUAAACAUUUUGGACUGAACGAAACCAAAAAUUUAAAAAGAAUAUUUUUUUGUUUAUUUUUUGAGAUAUUAGAAGUAAUAAUAAAUAUUUAACAAAACAAAAUUAUUUUCAAGUAUUUAAAAAACAAAUAAUAAAAUCAAAAAUGCAUUUUAAAGCAAAGAAAAUCAAAUUAAAUUUUAGAAGCUUUUAGCUUUUUUUAUAAAAAUGCAUUUUAUAUAUUUAAAUAUUAUAUACAAUUAUAAUAACAACAACAAAAUAAACAUACAUAUACCAUUUAUGAGUGUGCAUUACAAAUUAAAGCAUCUCAUCAAACAUAAAUCAUUAUAAUAUACCGUAUUUAUUUUGAACAAAAACAGUUUACUUAGAUAUAAAUUUAUGUAUACUUUAUAAACAAAAAAUAUUAUUAUAAACGUGUAGUAAGUAUAGUAGUCAUUUACAUUUACACAUUUUUUGUACUUAAAUCGGAAACGAAACAAAUAAAUCACAAUGCAAUUAUUAUGUUGUAAA
Eupeodes corollae is the source of this 7092-nucleotide messenger RNA. It is a transcript of the gene Zir, whose product is annotated as dedicator of cytokinesis protein 7. Gene Ontology annotation, molecular function: guanyl-nucleotide exchange factor activity. NCBI's taxonomy places the organism in Eukaryota, Metazoa, Arthropoda, Insecta, Diptera, Syrphidae. The transcript is spliced from 17 exons. The coding region runs from base 183 to 6380 and encodes 2065 amino acids. Gene Ontology annotation, biological process: small GTPase-mediated signal transduction; positive regulation of GTPase activity. The record is from RefSeq and is a predicted model, not a curated record.